AUGGGGACAACGGGACUCCAAUCCCCAUUAUGGCUCAUCUACCUGACACUGCUGGUCGGCUCGCUCACUCAGUCUGCUAAUGCAUCACACAUCGGCCAAGUGUGCACGACUUGGGGACACUAUCACUGGAAGACAUUUGAUGGAGAUUUCUUCCAGCUGGCCUCCACCUGUAACCAUGUCCUGGCCAUGCAGUGUAAGGACAGCUAUGAAAAUUUUAACAUCCAGAUGAUGCGGAAGACAGUCAACAACAUCCCCACCAUCAGCAACAUCAUCAUGAAGCUGGAUGGUUCUGUGGUGGAGCUCUCUGACAGCUCAGUGACUGUCAAUGGCAAGAUAGUGAUCCUGCCACAUGUCACGUUCGGGGUGACUAUCAAGGGGACCACGUCUAGUAUCAGUGUUGAAGCUAAGCUGGGAAUCAGAGCUAUCUGGAACAUGGAUGACUCACUGGAUAUUGAAAUAGAUAACAAAUACCGGAACCAGACCUGUGGCCUUUGUGGAAACUUUGACGGCACAUCCAAUGAUUUCAUGAAAGAUGGAGCUCCGCUGUCUGUGACUGACUAUGCUGAGACCUACAAGGUGAACGGGUUGACAGAGAGCUGUGAGGAGCCUGCGCUAAACCCCACCCUGAGCUGUGGCGAUAAGCAAUUCUGUGACCAGAUCUUCUCCAUUGCUCCACUCAGCAGUUGCCAAAACCUUCUGGAUGUGGAAUCCUUCAGUAAAGCCUGUAUGGCUGAUAUAUGUAACUCUAAAGACAGCACAGACUCUGUGCUCUGCAAAACCAUCUCAGAGUUCUCCAGAGAGUGUGCCCAUGCAGACAAGGAAUGUCCGUAUAACAUGGUGUUCUCGGAGUGUAGCAGCUCAUGUCAUGACAGCUGCUCCACCCCUCAGGCCAGCCAGACAUGUGACAGCCACUGCCAUGAUGGCUGCAGCUGCCCUGCCGGAACGGUCUUGGAUGACAUCAGUAAAACUGGCUGUAUUGCACUGGAACAGUGUCCAUGUCUACACAACAACAAAAUCUACAAGUCAGGAGAGUCGUACUCAUACAACUGUAGAUCCUGCAUGUGUGAAGGUGGUCAGUGGAUGUGUACAGAGGAGAACUGUCCAGGAACCUGCUCUGUGGAGGGAGGAGCUCACGUCAACACCUUCGAUGGAAAACUUUACACCUUCCAUGGGGAGUGCUCCUACGUUCUGGCUAAGCAAAGUGAUGGCACCUUAUACACUGUGCUGGUGGAGCUGGUCAAGUGUAGUUUGGCUGACAGUAGGACCUGCCUCAGAGCUGUAACUCUGGCCUUACACAGCAACUCUGUGGUUGUUAAAAUUCAGGCAUCCGGGCAGGUCUAUAUGAACCAGAUUCUUUCUCAGCUUCCACUGUUUACACCGGACUUGAGUGUGUUCAGGCCAUCAUCUUUUUACAUCCACAUAAGUACCAAAGUGGGCAUACAAGUGAUGGUCCAGCUGUCCCCCAUCAUGCAGGUCUUCAUUUCAGCUCACACUUCACUCCGAGGAACCACCUCUGGUUUGUGUGGGAACUUCAAUAACAUAAUGUGUGACGACUUCAGGGUGAAUAAUGGGCUGGUGGAGGGCACUGCUUCAGCGUUCGCCAACACAUGGAAAACCAGAGCCAGCUGCCCUGACAUUAAAUCGCGCUUUGGACACCCCUGUAGCCAGGGCAUCAGCAAGGAGAGUUAUGCCCAGUAUUGGUGCUCCAAACUAACAGAUCCCAUGGGAGUGUUUGCUCCUUGCCACUCUGUCAUCAGCCCCAGUACAUACAGAGAUAACUGCAUGUAUGACAGCUGUAACUGUGAGAAAAGUGAGGAUUGCAUGUGUGCUGCAGUCUCCUCGUAUGUCUAUGCCUGUUCAGCUGCAGGAGUCCACAUCAGUGGCUGGAGGUCGACCAUCUGUGGCAAAUUCAGUACAUCAUGUCCAGCAGGAACAGUGUAUGACUACAACAUGACCUGCUGCGGUCGUACCUGCCAUUCGCUGAGCCAGGUUGACUACUCCUGCCAGACCACCUUCAACAAAGUGGACGGCUGUGGCUGUGCUGAGGGAACCUAUAUGAACGAGGAGGGGCAGUGUGUGUCUACCUUACCAUCAUGCGUUGCCCCCAUGGUGUACUUUGACUGCUCCACUGCUCAACCUGGGACCCAUGGGACUGAAUGUCAGAAGAGCUGCACUACUCUGGACAUGGCCUGUGUCAGCACUGGUUGUACGUCAGGCUGCAUGUGCCCUGAUGGCCUGUUGUCAGAUGGAAGAGGAGGCUGUAUCAAUGAGACCAGCUGUCCAUGUCUGCACAAUGGACAGGUCUACCAGCCUGGACAGACACUGACUGUGGACUGCAACACCUGCUAUUGCAGUGGAAAGAAGUUCACAUGUUCCACCAAUCUGUGUGAUGCUGUUUGUGGGAUCUACGGCGACGGUCACUAUGUCACAUUUGAUGAUAAGAGGUUUGACUUCAAUGGACAGUGUGAAUACACACUCCUCCAGGACUACUGUGGCUCUGGUCAGGGCAAUGGAAGCUUCAGAAUUAUCACUGAGAAUGUUCCAUGUGGAACCACAGGAACCACCUGCUCCAAGACCAUCAAGAUCUUCCUGGGGAAUGAUGAAAUCCAGCUUAAAGAUGGGAACUUCCAGGUGGUAAAGGGCAGCAGCCAUGUGUUUCCUGCUCAGGUUCACAAGAUGGGUAUUUACCUGGUGGUGACGGUCAAGCCAGGGCUUGUGCUGAUGUGGGACCAUAAGACCAGUCUUUUCAUUAAGCUCAACCCGAAGCUCCAGGCUCAAGUCUGUGGUCUGUGUGGAAACUAUGAUGGCAACAGUAAGAACGACUUCACAACACGCUCCCAGGAGACAGUGCCAGAUGUUCUAGCAUUUGGUAACAGUUGGAAGGUUUCAUCCAGCUGCCCAAACGCCCAACUAAUCAGUGAUCCCUGUGCCUCCAACCGCUACCGGGCAGCCUGGUCCCAGAAACAGUGUAGCAUCAUCAUCAGUGUCACCUUCCAGAGCUGUCAUUCAAAGGUUGACCCUGGUCCAUACUUUGAUUCUUGCGUGAGAGACUCUUGUGCUUGUGACACCGGUGGGGACUGUGAGUGUUUCUGCACAGCUGUCGCAGCUUAUGCUCAAGCUUGUAAUGAAGCUGGUGUCUGUGUUAAAUGGAGAACUCCAAAGCUGUGCCCUAUUUUCUGUGACUACUAUAACUCCCCUGGUGGUUGUGAGUGGCACUACAAGCCUUGUGGAGCUGGCUGCAUGAAGACAUGUAGAAAUCGAUCAGGAAACUGUUCCGAUCUCAUCACUGCCCUGGAAGGCUGCUAUCCACAGUGUCCCAGGGCCAAGCCCUACUUUGAUGAAGACACCAUGAAGUGUGUGGCCCAGGACCAAUGUGGCUGCUAUGAUGACAAACACACCCAUUACAGCAUUGGAGAUAAAAUUCCAUCAGACAACUGUUACAAUUGGUACGUCUCAUACACUUGGUAUGGUUCAUCUUAG
Messenger RNA from Xiphias gladius (swordfish), 3480 nucleotides. RefSeq names its product mucin-5AC-like. The coding region runs from base 1 to 3480 and encodes 1159 amino acids. The transcript is spliced from 25 exons. Gene Ontology annotation, molecular function: protein binding. Gene Ontology annotation, cellular component: extracellular matrix. Lineage: Eukaryota; Metazoa; Chordata; Actinopteri; Istiophoriformes; Xiphiidae. The record is from RefSeq and is a predicted model, not a curated record.